AUGUCUCUGUCACUUAUUCAAUAUGAUCCUGAAGCUGUGAAGGUGACACGCCAGGACUUUGAGAAGCACCGUACCGUUAUAACAAAAUUAUACAAGAUCAAUGGACUCAAACAAGUCAUGCAGACCAUGGAAACAACGGGGUUUAAGGCUAGUCGACGUCAAUACACCCAAAUCCUCAAGACCUGGGGGAUAGAGAAAAACAAACCAGCUAAGGAUAUGAAAGUUGUUGCCAGGAAAUACAUCCAGAGAAAUUCCGAAGGCAAGCUCUCCACUAUAAGGUGGCGAGGUAAUGAGGUAGCCCCAGAAGAUAUACAUCGCUUCAUCAGUAGAAACCCCGCUUGGAAUCCGGCAUCCGAGUCUGCGUCUACAACGCCCUCUCACAUAGAGUGUGACUUUCCGGAGUCGGUGCUGGAAGCACAAGCACUGGGUAAAGCCGUUCUCUCACCUGCCGAGAGUUUGACAAACGCCGCCGGUAUUGGGACCACUCAAGGACCGCCAACGUCCUUGAUACCGCCUGAUCAGAGACAGUUCACCUUUCAAAGAGCAGACUUUCCUUCCUUAGCAAUGUCAGGCCAUUCUAGCUUGUUCCACCAUCAUCACGACUUCCCGGUUCAAAUUCUAUACCCUGACCAGCAAACACAAAGCCUUGCAUCGCCUACACCACUCCAUUCCCAAAAUCCAGUUAUGCUUCACCAACAAGCCGAUGGAGGAGACGAAACCGAGUCGUCAGUGGCAGAGCCGAAGGGGCUUUCAAAUCCAGAGGACAUAUCGGCUUUCUUGGGACCUUGCCUCCAUGAACUACAACAAAUUGAUGACAUCGACGCAAGAACACAGCUUGAUAUCGGCAAGAAGCAGGACUUUGGUGAUGGGAUAAUGGCCAGUCUCGGACCUCAAGUAGGUCUCCAUGAACCCGCAACUUCUGAGAAUCGUACGACAAAGGAAGGCAUCGAGAACGACAAAUGGUCGAAGAGAAGAAAUGCGUUCAGCAUGCACAAUUCUAGACGUAGUGUGCAUGGUCUCUUGAUCUAUUAUGGGAAAGAUUGA
Molecule: messenger RNA, 1044 nt
Organism: Exophiala bonariae
Lineage: Eukaryota; Fungi; Ascomycota; Eurotiomycetes; Chaetothyriales; Herpotrichiellaceae
Exons: 5
Coding region: 1-1044 (347 amino acids)
Source: RefSeq, a predicted model, not a curated record